AUGGUAGCUUCCUUUGAACCAUGCCGCACUAAAAUGGAAAAAGAAGGCAUUGCGUCUUCUGCCGUUUCCGCCUUUGAAUCGACAUUCAAAGCAUUGGUCUCGGGAGACUCGGGGAUGAUUGCCGAGUCCACCAUUUCUCCGGUUUAUGAUUUGGCCAAAUCGGAAGAAUUCACUGCCAAACCCGAUACAUCCCUUCUCGCCAAAACCGUCGUACUCAAGCUCAAUGGCGGCCUGGGCACGGGCAUGGGACUCGAUAAAGCCAAAUCGUUGCUCCAAGUCAAAGGCGAGGAAUCCUUUUUGGAUUUGACCGCCAAACAAGUCAUUCAAAUGCGCAAAGAUUACGGCAUGAAAGUCAAAUUCAUGCUCAUGAAUUCUUUCAGUACCAGUGCCGACACGCUCCAAUUUUUUCAAACCAAAUAUCCCGAUCUGGCAGCCGAAGACGGUCUGGAAAUGAUGCAAAACAAGGUCCCCAAAUUGGAUGCCACCACUUUUGAACCGGCGACUUGUCCGUCCAAUCCCGACAAUGAAUGGUGUCCUCCGGGUCAUGGAGAUUUGUAUGCGGCAUUGGUGGGAUCUGGCCGUCUCGAUGCUCUUUUGAAGGAUGGAUUCCAGUACAUGUUUGUGUCCAAUUCCGAUAACCUCGGUGCCAGUUUGGAUUUGGAUAUUUUGACCUAUUUUGCAUCCAAAGAUGCCCCGUUCGUGAUGGAAUGCUGUGAGCGAACCGAAAACGACAAGAAGGGAGGUCACUUGUGCAUGCGCAAAAAAGACAAUCAACUCAUUCUUCGAGAAUCCGCCAUGUGCCCCGACGAAGAUGAAGCCUCCUUUCAGGAUAUUUCCAAACAUCGAUUCUUCAACACCAACAACCUGUGGGUUAGACUGGACAAACUAAAAGAAAUCAUUGACAAGAAUGGGGGUUUCAUCCCACUCCCCAUGAUCAAGAACAAAAAGACUGUGGAUCCCAAGGAUGAUUCUUCCCAAAAGGUUGUGCAGUUGGAAACCGCCAUGGGUGCCGCCAUUGAAUGUUUUGACGGAGCCACGGCGAUUGUGGUGCCUCGCACACGAUUUGCACCCGUCAAAAAGUGCAACGAUCUCUUCCUGCUCCGUUCGGAUGCCUACAUUAUGAAAAAUCACAAGCCUGUGCUCAAUCCAUUGUGCAACGGUGUGGCUCCUGUUAUCAGUCUCGACAGCAAAAAGUACAAAAUGGUGGGGGCACUGGAGGAUGCCACGGAAGAUGGCAUCCCGUCGUUGGUCAAGUGCAAGCGUUUGACGAUCAAGGGGCUGGUCAAAAUGUCUGGCAAGACCGCCUUUGUGGGGGAUGUCUCCAUUGUGAACAACAGCCCUGACGCCAAGUAUGUCCCCUUUGGUAUUAUAUCGGGUGAACAUGACUUGACAAACAGCACCUUCCAGCCAGUGGAUCCGUGCUUGAAAUGUGUUAUUUUGUAG
Seminavis robusta is the source of this 1443-nucleotide messenger RNA. The record is from the annotation of a GenBank genome assembly. NCBI's taxonomy places the organism in Eukaryota, Bacillariophyta, Bacillariophyceae, Naviculales, Naviculaceae.